Messenger RNA from Podospora pseudocomata, 2054 nucleotides. RefSeq lists its product as uncharacterized. The transcript has 4 exons. The coding region runs from base 864 to 1496 and encodes 210 amino acids. The record is from RefSeq and is a predicted model, not a curated record. NCBI's taxonomy places the organism in Eukaryota, Fungi, Ascomycota, Sordariomycetes, Sordariales, Podosporaceae.
GGCUUUUUUGGCGGUGGCUAUGUGUCAGGUGCAAAAAUGACAAAAGAUAGUUGACGAAGACGAGAUUCGAACUCGCGAGGUUUCCCACUGCGGUUUCGGGUAAUCUGAUUACCUAAACACAGCGCCUUAACCACUCGGCCACUUCGCCAUCUGGUUGUUGGUUGAUGAUUUUGUGGGCUGAAAACAAAGUAUAUCAUAUGCAUUUUGUACACCUUGGUAAAGUCGACGCCAACUCAUCGCGACAACAUCACCAAGCAAUUUUGUUCCCUUGUGGGAAAACCGAAGGUCCAGUUCUAGUUCACCUAUUCUGAGACAGAUGCGGCUCCACUCGUUGCUCCCUUGCGUUCCCAAAUAAGCGACUCGACUUACAAGGCGACAGGAAACAUGGCAACUAAACCCCAUAGGUGGAAGACGAAUCACCCCUCGACAAUGGACAUCUUUCCUUGACCUGUUGUUGCAGUCCGAGGACCUGAUUCGACCAUAUUUACCUCUCGGCCUCCCAAAGUGCCUUUGGAUGACCGAACACUUCCUCAUCCGGCAACGCGCGACGGAGUCAAGUCCCCCGUCCCUCCAACCCCAGACUCAAUUUAUACAAAUUAACCCUCCAGCGGGCAUCUACCCCACAAACCACCACACAACGGAGCAAGAAGCGAUGAAUUCCGGGAAGCUCAUGGAAGGAGUACCAUCGAAGGAAUUCGGUGAGAGGCAGCCGAGGGGGGGGGGCGGUGUUGAUUGAUAUAAACCCAACUCAACCCCUCCCAAGAACUUGCCUGCAUCUUAUGCUUCCACUACCGUGCCGUCUCUCGUCAGUCUAGUUCUUUUGUCUUAGCCCGGUAUCACCACCAUCACUCAAUCCCAUCAAGAUGAAGUCCAUCCUUGCGCUUACUACAGCCUUGCUGGCCACCACCGGCGUGCAGGCUCACUACAUCUUCCAACAAUUCACCUCCGGCGGCACCAAGCACGCCGCCUGGAAGUACGUCCGCAAAAACUCCAACCCAGCCUGGCUCCAAAACGGCCCUGUCACAGACCUCUCCUCGACCGAUCUCCGGUGCAAUGUCGGAGGGCAGGUGAGCAACGGGACCGAGACUGUGACCAUGAAGGCGGGGGAUGAGUUCACUUUCACGCUCGACACGGCGGUCUACCACGCCGGACCGGUGUCGUUGUACAUGAGCAAGGCGCCGGGCUUGGUCAAAGAUUAUGACGGGAGUGGGCAGUGGUUCAAGAUUUAUGAUUGGGGACCGAGUGGGAAUUCUUGGCCGAUGAGGAUUUCGUACACUUCGAAUAUCCCAAGAUGCAUCCCCGACGGGGAGUACCUCCUCCGCAUCCAGCAGCUCGGUCUUCACAACCCGGGAGCGCCGCCGCAGUUUUACAUUAGCUGUGCGCAGGUCAAGGUCACGAAUGGGGGGAGUACCAACCCGAGUCCCACGGCGUUGAUUCCAGGGGCGUUCAAGAGUACUGAUCCGGGGUAUAAUGUUAACGUGAGUCUUUAUUGCUGAAUUAGUUCGAAUCGGGGAGAUGCUGACAUGGCUGGGGGUGGGGGGGAAUAGAUCUACAGCGGUAGCAUGGCCAACUAUCAGGUUCCUGGACCUGCGGUGUUCAAGUGCUAGACUGGCUGAUGAGCGGGAGAGGCGGUUUGUGUGGUUGUCUGUGUUUGUGUUGGUUAUCCGUUCUUGUGCUGGUUAUCCAAGUUUACGCAGGUCAUCCUUUGUGUUGAUUAUUUGAGUUCUUUGCGGGACGACGAUUAACUGCUGAUGCUGGACUUCGCAGAAUCAGAAAGGUCAGCUGGGAAAAGGGCAGUCUCGAGGCAGUUUUGCAACGCAAAGGUCAAUGAGAGCCGAUGUGUAAUAAAGUAGUUGAAUGUAUGGGAAUGGGAAGUUGCCGCUACACGCCGAGGCCAAGUCAUGCGUCACCGAGCAAUGAUGAAACCUUGUUAGAUGGGAAGGAAGGAUCUAGUUGAUGUUUAGGCCUCUCAAUAGCAAUACAUUUAUCAUCUCAUUGACAAGUGGCCUUGUAUAUCAAUUCGUAUCUUCUCAAUCAUAGACCGGUGUGGCUAG